Messenger RNA from Rangifer tarandus platyrhynchus (Svalbard reindeer), 1860 nucleotides. Lineage: Eukaryota; Metazoa; Chordata; Mammalia; Artiodactyla; Cervidae. The record is from the annotation of a GenBank genome assembly.
AUGGAGAGCCGUGCCGGGGGCGGUUGUGGCCGUGACAGAAACCUUCGGGGUCGGUCCCCAGCGGGGGCGGCUCCGCCGGCCUCUCGCUGCCUCAUGAGCUCCGACUUCUUGGGGGAGGAGGCGUUGGGCAAGUACUGCUGCCACGAGACUCCAGUUGUUUGGCCAGAGUGGUUGUCGGCCGCGCACACGCUGCUCCGGAGGCGUUUGCAGCUGAGGCGGUGCUCUCCGAUUCUGACAAUGCAGCAAGUGUUGGAUAACCUCACGGGGCUGCCCUCGUCUACGGGAGCAGAAGAAAUAGACCUAAUUUUCCUCAAGGGGAUUAUGGAGAAUCCUAUUGUAAAAUCACUUGCUAAGGCUCAUGAGAGGCUAGAAGAUUCAAAACUAGAAGCUGUCAGUGAUAAUAACUUGGAAUUAGUCAAUGAAAUUCUCGAAGAUAUCAGCCCUCUAGUAAAUGUGGAUGAAGAUGUGGCAGAACUGGUUGGUAUACUCAAAGAGCCUCACUUCCAGUCACUCUUGGAGGCCCAUGAUAUUGUGGCAUCAAAGUGUUACGAGUCACCUCCAUCAAGCCCGGAAAUGAAUAAUUCUUCUGUCAAUAAUCAGUUAUUACCAGUAGAUGCCAUUCGUAUUCUUGGUAUUCACAAAAGGGCUGGGGAACCACUGGGUGUAACAUUUAGGGUUGAAAAUAAUGAUCUGGUAAUCGCCCGAAUCCUCCAUGGAGGGAUGAUAGACCGUCAAGGUCUGCUUCAUGUGGGAGAUAUCAUUAAAGAAGUCAAUGGCCAUGAAGUUGGGAACAACCCAAAGGAAUUACAAGAAUUACUGAAAAAUAUUAGUGGAAGUGUCACCCUGAAAAUUUUACCAAGCUAUAGAGAUACCAUUAUUCCUCAGCAGGUAUUUGUGAAAUGUCAUUUUGAUUAUAAUCCAUACAAUGAUAACCUGAUACCCUGCAAAGAAGCAGGAUUGAAGUUUUCAAAAGGAGAAAUUCUUCAGAUUGUAAACAGAGAAGACCCAAACUGGUGGCAGGCUAGCCAUGUAAAAGAGGGAGGAAGUGCUGGCCUCAUUCCAAGCCAGUUCCUGGAAGAGAAGAGAAAGGCCUUUGUUAGAAGAGACUGGGACAAUUCAGGACCUUUUUGUGGAACCAUAAGUAGCAAAAAAAAGAAAAAGAUGAUGUAUCUCACAACCAGAAAUGCAGAAUUCGAUCGUCAUGAAAUCCAGAUAUAUGAGGAGGUAGCCAAAAUGCCUCCCUUCCAGAGAAAGACGUUAGUAUUGAUAGGAGCUCAAGGUGUGGGACGGAGAAGCUUGAAAAACAGGUUCAUAGUGUUAAAUCCCACUAGAUUUGGAACCACAGUGCCAUUUACUUCACGGAAACCAAGAGAAGAUGAAAAAGAUGGCCAAGCAUAUAAAUUUGUGUCACGAUCUGAGAUGGAAGCUGAUAUUAAAGCUGGAAAGUAUUUGGAACAUGGGGAAUACGAAGGAAAUCUCUACGGAACCAAGAUCGACUCUAUUCUUGAAGUUGUCCAAACUGGAAGAACUUGCAUUUUGGAUGUCAACCCACAAGCCCUAAAAGUGCUGAGGACAUCCGAGUUCAUGCCCUAUGUUGUGUUUAUUGCUGCUCCAGAACUAGAUACCUUACGUGCCAUGCACAAGGCUGUAGUGGAUGCUGGUAUCACUACCAAACUUUUGACGGACUCUGACUUGAAGAAAACAGUGGAUGAAAGUGCACGGAUUCAAAGAGCAUACAACCACUAUUUUGAUCUCAUCAUCGUCAAUGACAAUCUAGACAAAGCCUUUGAGAAACUGCAGACUGCCAUAGAGAAACUAAGAAUGGAGCCACAGUGGGUCCCAAUCAGCUGGGUUUACUGA